AUGGGUGAGGUUAGCAAAGAAAAGUAUAAGCAGCUAGAAGAUCUGUUGGAUAAGAGUGAAAAAAGAGCAGAGAGGUUGAAAACGUUAAACGAUUAAAUAAAAAAACAAUUAGACUUUGAGAAAGAAAAAAAUGAUGAAAUACAUCAAGAAGUAAAUAAUUUAAGAUAGCAGCUGUUUAGAGCCUAAAAAGAGGCUAAAGAAGCAAGAGAAUAGCUAGAAAAUGAAGUUAAAAAAAAUGAUAAGCUAAUUUUAGAAAUUUCUUCUAAGCCAGAAAUAAUUUUAUGUUCUAAAUGUCAGCAGCCAUUGAUUUAGGGAAUGCAAAGCAGUAAUAAAAACUAUAUCACACCUACUUUAAGUUCUAAUAUGAUUUAAUCUUUAUACACUCAAAACGGAAACAAUACUGCAUUAGCUAUGAAAUGUGAAAAAUCACUUUAAAGGAAAAGUAGCAGUAGUUAAUUAUCAGCCAGCAGCUAAAGUUCUUAAAUUUCAGACGAAGAGUCUCCUCCUUAGCAUUUUGAAAGGAAUAGAAAGAGAACUAUGACUAUUUCUGUGAGGUUUAAUAAUGAUAAAGGAGUUGAUCAUAUAAGAGCUAUAAGCAAAUCUAUUGUAGCAAGAAAUUACGAAAGUGAAUAUCAAGAUGGAGUCAAUAAUAGCUAAUUGCAAAGUCCUUACAAAGAUUAUAAAGGCUAAGGAAUUAAAUUAUUUGGGAAAGAAAUAAAAUAAGUAUCGAGCAGCCAUAGUGGGUUUGACGACAAUUAGAAUGGCGAAGAUAAAGAAAAGGGAUUAGGGUAGAGUGAAAUAAAAGAAGCAGACAUUUUGCAAGAGAAUACAUUUUCUGUUAAUGAUUCAAUUAACAAUGCAAUUUAAGAUCUUCCAUAAAUAACAUUUAAUAAGAAAAGUUCAAGCAAUAAAACAAGUUAGUUUAAAUAGCAAGUCCAUAUUAAAUUCCAAAGAAGAAUGUCAAAGACCCAUUCUACUAUUAGAUCAACCAUAGAAUAAUUAGAAGAAAUAGAUAGCUGUGGCGCUGUAGGAGGAAGUUAAAAUUAAUCAAUAAAAUCAAUCAUUCUGACAAACAAAAAAAGUAGCUCCAAUAAUGAUGUUGAUGAUAUUGUAAAUAAAUUAAAAACUCCUUCUAUGAAUAAUGAGGGAAGUUAAAAAAAAGAAUUCGAAUUUGAAACUCCUUAAUCAAUUGAAACAAAUGCCAAUAAUAGAAAAAGCAGUGAAAAUAAUUUAAAUAUAAUAAUGAAUUAAAACUAAUCUACUUUGAAUUAAAUUCCAGAAGAAGGUCUUACUCUCUCUACAAGCAAUCCUAAUGUUUCACAGUAAAACACUAGAUUAUUUGAAAAGUUUUUCAUCUUAGGGUGUGACAAAGAUGAUAUGAAAGAAUUUGAUUAAGAUAGCUAAACAAUGCAAGGACUUCUCCCUGGUAAAAUUCUAUAUUCUUAUCCCUCGCUUAAUCCUGACGAUCCAACAGAUUAGGUUUUAAAAAUAGCUCAUGAAUUUGCUUUUCCGAAAGGAAUUAAGUCAAAAAAAAUAAAGAUUUCGACUUCUUUUAGAAAAGUGACACAGUUUAUUCUCUCAAAUAGUAAAACAAUGAUUUAGAAUAAAUUUUAUAUGUUUACGAUGAAAGGUUCUACUCAUUAUGACAGCAUUAACUACAAGGAUUAAAGUGUUUUGAAUUAGAUAAAUCCUCAUAGGUUAUUAUACUGCUAUUGCUUCAAAAAUAGAGAUUAUUUAGAAACCACUUUUGAUGAAUCUAAUUUCCAAGUUGAAAAUCAUAAAAAUAGAUCCUUCUGGGAAACCAAAAGAGUGUAUUGCUUUGUAACUCUAUAUCCGUUUUAGGAAUUAUUUUAAGAAAUGCUUAUAAAUGUUUUAAACUAGAUUAAAAUAUCAAGAACUUCUUCAUUUAGCGAGUUUGAAUCAUCUGAUCCAAAGAUAAUUUACAAACUAGAUGGAGAUUGUGUUUAAUAAAUAAUAAAGGAUAAUAUGCAAGAUGUGUUUUUAUCAUAUAGAGAUAUAUAAAUAACAGACUUUUAGUAAAUUAUUAUUAUAGACACUCUGGCUGGUCCUUACAAAUAUGUAAUUGGAAGUUAAAAAAUAAUACAAAUUCACACACAUAAAUGGAGUUUAGCAUUAUCUCUUUCUAACUUAAGCUUAUAAAACUUGAUGUUUAUUUUCCAUGCAAUACUCUUAGAAAACACAGUUAUUUUUAAUAGCAGAAACAAAUGCUUACUUACCCAAACUAUCCAUACAUUUGAGUAGCUAAUUUAUCCCUUUAGCUGGCCUUAUCCUAUAAUUUACCUUCUUCCAGAGACUCUGUAAACUCUUUUUGAUUCCCCAGUCCCUAUUAUAAUGGGAGUGAACAACUCGACUCAUCAUCUUUAAAAAGAAGAUGUUUAUAGCAGAUAUCCUGAUCAUAUAUUCUUUGAUCUAGAUUGCCACAAAAUUUACUGCAACAAUAAAUAGCUGAUAAAAAAAAUAUAAACUGAGUAGCCUAAUCUCAACAACAUUUACAAUAAGAUUGAAAAAGUGUAUUAACAAAUAAAUCCUUAAGGUUUAUUGUAAAAAAAGCCAUCAAUUUUUAGUGACCCAUCAAGAAAAGAAUCAGAAAAACAUAAAGAAGAAUAUUAAUUAAAAUAUUUCUGUACAAAAUAAGAUGACUAAAUUUCAGAAAUCAUAUUAAAUAUUUUCAACGAAAGUCUAAGGCAGUGUUUUGUUGAUAUUCUUCCUUAAAAAAUAGAAAAUAUGAUUAAUCAUGAAACGAAUCAAAUAGACUACCAGAACUUUUCCUAAAAUCUAAUUUAAAAAUCAUAUCCUCAAGAUAGAACUUUCAUCAAGAAUUUUAUAAACACCUAAAUAUUUACUUAUUUUAUUGAAAAUUAUUAUUAAUUUGAAUGA
Molecule: messenger RNA, 2898 nt
Organism: Tetrahymena thermophila SB210
Lineage: Eukaryota; Ciliophora; Oligohymenophorea; Hymenostomatida; Tetrahymenidae
Product: DENN (AEX-3) domain protein
Exons: 9
Source: RefSeq, a predicted model, not a curated record